Plasmodium gonderi is the source of this 330-nucleotide messenger RNA. RefSeq lists its product as hypothetical. Bases 1 to 330 code for a protein of 109 amino acids. The transcript is spliced from 3 exons. The record is from RefSeq and is a predicted model, not a curated record. NCBI's taxonomy places the organism in Eukaryota, Apicomplexa, Aconoidasida, Haemosporida, Plasmodiidae.
AUGAGGGCUCGAUUUUUCAUUUACGUUUUAAUGACAGCGCUAAGUAUCAAUUCAAUGUUUGCUUAUAGAAGAUUAAAAGACAUAAAUAACCUGAAAAUUUUAUCUCAAGGAUUCAAGGCGAUAAAACCUACCAAUUUUCAUCAAAUUCGGUCAAGGGCGAAGGACUCCAUGCAAAACGAAUUGAACGUUGAUAUAGGAGAUUGGACUAUUUACAUAAGUCCGAAAACACCAUACUACAAUACAGAGAAAAUUAAAGCCAUUUUAAUUUACUCAAUGACGUAUCCAUUUAAGGAGUUGGAAGAAUUUAAAGAGUACUUAUUUGAGGGUUAG